This is a messenger RNA of Drosophila innubila, 1210 nucleotides long. RefSeq lists its product as uncharacterized. The coding region runs from base 17 to 1054 and encodes 345 amino acids. Lineage: Eukaryota; Metazoa; Arthropoda; Insecta; Diptera; Drosophilidae. The transcript has a single exon. The record is from RefSeq and is a predicted model, not a curated record.
ACAACGUGUGCAACACAUGCAACGUCAGAAGCAGAAGCUGCAGGCACACACACAGGCACAGAUACAGACACAGGCACAGGCACAGAUACAGGCACUGGCAAAGGCAAAGGCAAACCCACACCACUGCAUACUAACCACACACCCCACACCCGGCAAGCUAACAAACAGUUGCAGCACUCAGAGCCUGGCCAACCAAUUGGCCAACUUGCCAGCUGGGUCAUCAUGCCAAACUGCGGCACAUUCCACCGAACAGCUGCAGCCGCUCUAUGGCGGCAUUGCAUCCGAGGACUAUCGCAAGAAUCUCUUUGGCUCACUUGUCUCCCAGCGGCGACUACAGCCGCAGGCCAGCGAGGAGGAGAUGCAGGAUGAGGCGUACAUUGUGAAUGCCGCCUUUGAUGAGAUAUUUGCACGAUACGAUGACGACGGCGACGAACAGGAGGAGGAGCUGGAGUUGGACACAAGUCGCACCUACACCAAUACCAUUACAAAUACCGAUGACCUGUUUGACGAUGAGCACAUGCUGGUUAGUCUCAGCGAGCUAGAUGACGACGUCUUUGCCAGUCGAGCUCAAACGGCAUCCACGACGCCAACCACAGCCACCGCUGGACGGACGCCUAAGCACAGUCAUCCAUUGCAGAAGUAUCCAGCGCCAGCGCCACCGCUUCAACAACGCUCCAGUACGCUAAGCAAUCUCUUCGAGCGCCUCAAGAGCAACGCCAAGCGAACGCACUCGGAGCAGCAGCUGCAACCGAUGGCGGCUCCAAUGCAGUUGCAUAAAUGUGCGGCAGAACCGCAGUUGAAUGAGGACUUCAAUCGUGGCUCGACACUCAGUCAAUCGUUUGUGCGGCAGCUGAAGCGUGUGUCGCAUAAACAGAAGCGUGCACCACCAGCACCACCACCCAAGCCGCGAUCCAAUGUGGCACAUGUAACACCGCUGCGCAAUGCUCUAAUCUUUCCAAAACGCUCGAGAUCAUCAAAUGAGCUGCUGCUCGACGAUCUCAAUGUGCAGGCCCGUAAGUAUUUUCGUCGAUCCGAGCAUAGCGCAGCGGUGUAAUCAGGAUUGUAGAUAUAUGCGUACGAGCACACGUUUCUCACCUUUUUUUGCUCACCCCCUGCUCACCAACACUUACCAUUUUGUGACAUUGACCCAAAGACUUUCGACUGGUAAUAAGUAACUCUUUCAUUGCUUCAAUUCUUGGCAGAGGCGACG